UCCUGGCGCGGUUUCCAUUUGCUUUUCCUUCUGCGGGCCCUGGCCGUACUUCAGCGGUGUGUAGACCGUGGUCUGUUCUUGUCUACCUGCUUGACUUUCUGCAGAGGUGCCUGUCAUUGACCCAAUAGCUCGCUGUCGAAAGUGCCGGCCCCCGCGCCGGCGCCGGCUGUAGCCGGGUGGGAAGGCUCAAGAUGGCGUGCCUGUUGGAGACCCCAAUCCGCAUGAGCGUCCUCUCGGAAGUAACAGCUAGCAGUCGCCACUAUGUUGACAGGCUAUUUGACCCUGAUCCCCAGAAAGUUCUACAAGGUGUCAUAGACAUGAAAAAUGCUGUAAUUGGAAACAACAAGCAGAAAGCCAACCUCAUUGUCUUAGGAGCUGUUCCAAGAUUGUUGUACUUGCUUCAGCAAGAAACCUCAAGCACAGAGCUGAAAACUGAAUGUGCGGUGGUAUUGGGAAGUCUUGCUAUGGGUACUGAAAACAAUGUCAAGUCUCUACUAGAUUGCCAUAUUAUCCCUGCCUUACUGCAAGGACUACUGUCCCCAGACCUGAAGUUCAUUGAAGCUUGCCUCCGAUGCCUGCGCACCAUCUUCACCAGUCCCGUCACUCCAGAGGAGUUACUGUAUACAGAUGCCACGGUGAUACCGCACCUCAUGGCGCUGCUGAGCAGGUCCCGCUACACCCAGGAGUACAUCUGUCAGAUCUUCUCACACUGCUGUAAAGGUCCGGAUCAUCAAACAAUUUUAUUUAACCAUGGUGCAGUUCAGAAUAUUGCUCACCUACUAACCUCAGUAUCUUAUAAAGUCCGAAUGCAAGCACUGAAAUGCUUCUCAGUUUUAGCAUUUGAAAACCCCCAGGUAUCGAUGACCCUGGUAAAUGUUUUGGUUGAUGGAGAAUUAUUACCACAAAUUUUUGUGAAGAUGUUACAGAGGGAUAAGCCUAUUGAGAUGCAGCUCACAUCAGCAAAAUGUUUAACUUACAUGUGUAGAGCUGGAGCAAUUCGGACAGAUGACAACUGUAUAGUGUUAAAGACAUUGCCUUGUUUGGUCCGAAUGUGCAGUAAGGAGAGAUUGCUAGAGGAGAGAGUUGAAGGAGCUGAGACACUCGCCUAUCUGAUUGAACCAGAUGUUGAGCUUCAGAGAAUUGCUAGCAUUACCGACCACCUCAUUGCUAUGCUUGCUGAUUAUUUCAAGUAUCCCAGCUCAGUGAGCGCCAUCACUGAUAUUAAAAGGCUUGAUCAUGACUUAAAACAUGCUCAUGAACUCCGCCAGGCUGCAUUCAAGCUCUAUGCCUCUCUCGGAGCAAAUGAUGAAGACAUCCGGAAGAAGAUCAUUGAGACUGAAAAUAUGAUGGACCGAAUUGUGACUGGCUUGUCUGAGUCUAGUGUCAAGGUGCGAUUAGCUGCUGUCAGAUGUUUGCACAGUUUAUCUAGAUCUGUGCAGCAGCUUCGAACCAGUUUCCAAGAUCACGCCGUGUGGAAACCUUUAAUGAAGGUUUUACAAAAUGCACCAGAUGAAAUUCUAGUAGUAGCAUCUUCCAUGCUAUGUAACCUUCUUCUUGAAUUUUCUCCAAGCAAAGAGCCGAUUUUAGAAUCAGGAGCUGUAGAACUACUUUGUGGAUUAACCCAAAGUGAAAAUCCUGCUUUACGAGUGAAUGGAAUUUGGGCUCUGAUGAAUAUGGCAUUUCAGGCUGAACAAAAAAUAAAAGCAGAUAUUUUAAGAAGCUUGAGUACUGAACAGCUAUUCCGGUUGUUAUCAGAUUCAGAUUUGAAUGUGCUGAUGAAGACAUUGGGACUUCUUAGAAAUCUCCUCUCUACUCGGCCUCAUAUAGAUAAAAUCAUGAGUACGCAUGGAAAGCAGAUUAUGCAAGCCGUCACUCUCAUUCUGGAAGGGGAGCAUAACAUUGAGGUCAAAGAACAGACACUGUGCAUCCUAGCCAACAUAGCAGAUGGGACAACGGCAAAAGAACUCAUUAUGACCAAUGAUGACAUCCUGCAGAAAAUCAAGUAUUACAUGGGCCAUUCGCAUAUCAAACUGCAGCUUGCCGCAAUGUUUUGUAUAUCGAACCUCAUAUGGAAUGAGGAGGAAGGUUCACAAGAGCGCCAGGAUAAAUUACGAGAGAUGGGCAUCGUAGAUAUUCUACACAAGCUGAGUCAGUCACCAGAUUCAAACCUUUGUGACAAGGCCAAGACGGCACUGCAGCAGUACCUGGCGUGACAGGAGCGCCCUGGGCACCUGCGAGCAUCCCCAUAUCCUUGUUAAAGGAAGUACAGGAACUAGCCUCAUUUGAUUCCUUCUAUUUGCACAAGUCACCUUGGACUGCAGGGAGCUGUUUUGCAAAAGCAAUUUGGUAGGCUUAGAUCUCAAAUUCAUCUUGAGAACAUAUUUUUGAGGUAGUAAUUUCCUCAGAGGACUAUUGUGUUUUGUUUUUUUGUUUGUUUGUUUUUCUGAGCUACCUGGACUCUUUAUUAGAACAAUCAAUCAUUUUUCUUUGGACCUACAAUUUUUUGCCUAUGCUGCAGCCACUUUGUGAGUGAGGAUGAAUGUAUGUGCACACACAGGUGUGUGUGUGUAUGUGUGUGUGUGUGUGCACGUGGGUCAGGAUGAAUGGAUGUGUGUGGGGGGAUACCUCAAGUUUUUCUUUUCUUAUUUUGUGUGAAAAUCUCUUUUCUACAGAUUUUCCAGGGUUUAAGCAUUGCUUGCUGUAUAAAAAACUUUACUGAAUUAUAUACAGUUUGAAUGAAAUGUUAUUUUAAAAACAAAACAAUUGUUAAGUGUUCCAUAAAGGUUAUGUUGAAUUUUGGUCAGAUGAAUAUUUGUAAGUAAAAAAUAUAUGCAUUUCUGAACCUCAACUUACAUAGAUUUUCUUUAUAAAAAAAGAAGAAAAAGAAAAAAAAAGAAAAGAAAAAAGAAAAAGAAGAGGUUGGUGAUAGUUGGCCUGAAUAAUAGGCACGAUAUAUGGUGCUGUGCAAAAUAGUAAGCUAGCAUCUUACUGCCGUCAAUAUCAGCCUAAUUCAAUAAGCUCUCAGGCUUCCAAGUCGGAUGGACAGGGCGGAAUAGAGUGAGGGGACAAAUUCACCAUAGGUGUUUUGAGACAUCAAAGGGAAAUAUAACUACUGAUAGCAAAAACCCAGCCGUGACUCUGGCGGGCUACCUUUGGCAGUCACGGGGCACCAGGAGCCUCCCAGCUGCCCCAAAUCCUGUCGUUGGUGUAGCAGUAUCUGGCAGAAUUUAGAACCAGUCAUGGAACCUUCUGCUCAAAUUAAAGUAGGUCAUCACUUCCUGGAAACAAAAUCCAAUCACCUUGUACUUCCGGAAACAGCGUCUCUCACUGUGAAACUAAAGAACGUUCCGCAGAUCCAUCUGUGGAAAGAAGCAAAUAACAGGAUAGUUUUAAAAGCUGUUUUUUCUCUUAGUUCACUCAGCAAUUCCAUAGUAGUCAUUCAGGACUGCUAUUCAGUGUCCUUUUGUAAAAUGGAAUAGAAAUUUUAGUAAGAGAUGCGGCUAAGAUCUUUUCCUGCGCGAAGUCCAACGCACUGAAGUUUGAGAGAAGGAAAGGGACUCUCCCCCAGGAGGACUGAAGAUGACUUCUUUUCACAGCGAGCACUGCUUAGCCCUUCUGCAACCCUUAGCUUGGCGCCUGCUCCAACUUCUGGGUCAGCUUCAAAGUGAACUCAACAGUGGUUGCUCUUGACUGUUUGAAGGUAGAACCAGCCUUCCUUUUCCCUUUGUAAAAGGUCAGCGGUAUGUGGCCCAGAAGCAAGGUCUGUGGCCCGGAAGCAAGGUCUGUGGCCCGGAAGCGAGGUCCAUGGCCCAGAAGCAAGGUCUGUGGCCCGGAAGCGAGGUCUGUGGCCCGGAAGCGAGGUCCAUGGCCCGGAAGCGAGGUCUGUGGCCCGGAAGCUUGCCGUGAGUGGGUGCCACUGACAGGUCCCAAGCACACCAGCCGCUCCCGGGGAGGAUGCUCGGCUGCAGCCACCCCACCACCAUCCUGUACCUUCCUUGGGAGAUUCAAAUAUGUUUGAUUGCAAAUGAAUGUUUUUAAAUGUAUUUAAUGCAAUUUUUCCUGUUCUCAACAUGACCACCCAAGAUUCAAACACAGAGAUUUCCAAGUUGUUAUUUUUUUCAGAACAUCACUGAUUUAAAAAUCUGUCACAACAGGGAUUUGGGUUUUGUGCAGCUAUCAGUGUGCUUAUGUGAGAAAGCCAGUUUAAAGAAAAUCUAGUUUAUUGGGAAUAAAGCCUUAUUUAGGCCCACUCCAUUGACUUUUGUAGCCCUGAGAAAAUAUCCUUGGUUGGCAUUUGUAACACAGAACACUAUAGAAUUGGUAUUUCAAAGUACCGGGUAAAUAUGAAGAAACCAAUUAUGAAUUGCUGAGACAAUCUUGAACCCAGGUAGCGUUAGAAAGCUGAAGGCCCAAUGAAAUAACACUUUCACACUUCAACUCUGUGGGUAAAUCUUGCCUGUGGCUUUAAACAGAUGCUCAGAGAAAAAGUGCUUUAAUUAACUCUUCUGAUUUGAAUGAAGGAAAAUGUAUUUAUUAAAACAAAGCUGUUUGCUGCUUUACACAGGUGCAGUGUUCAGUCAGCAAGGAGGUGGGAGGAAUGGGACCUUAUCUUGUGUCUCCACCCAAGUUCUUAACUAAGCUCCUCGCUCUAAUACUGCAUUCUGUUUCUCCUUUUGUGCCCUGAUUGUAACCGAAGACUUAUGAACUAGAAAAGAAUGUCCAAUUUAAUAAGUUGCAUUUUUUUUCUUAAGCACUUUAUGCAGAACAAUACAUGUUCUUCUGGUAGUGUUUGGAUAAUAUGAUUUUAACACAUGCUAAUAAAAGCCAAGAAAGAUCAUG
Molecule: messenger RNA, 4839 nt
Organism: Hipposideros armiger (great roundleaf bat)
Lineage: Eukaryota; Metazoa; Chordata; Mammalia; Chiroptera; Hipposideridae
Gene: ARMC8
Product: armadillo repeat containing 8
Exons: 22
Coding region: 192-2213 (673 amino acids)
Biological process (GO): proteasome-mediated ubiquitin-dependent protein catabolic process
Cellular component (GO): GID complex
Molecular function (GO): protein binding
Source: RefSeq, a predicted model, not a curated record